Molecule: messenger RNA, 1420 nt
Organism: Aphis gossypii (cotton aphid)
Lineage: Eukaryota; Metazoa; Arthropoda; Insecta; Hemiptera; Aphididae
Exons: 4
Coding region: 178-828 (216 amino acids)
Source: RefSeq, a predicted model, not a curated record
UUCGAAUUUCGAACGGUUUUUGUCUUUGUCGUUAAUAAUUGUUGUCUAAAAUUUGUGUAUUUGCUGUUUCUGAAGUUACGAGCUUUGAGUUACGACCAAAAAUUAAUAGUUGUAGCUGUGUAUUAACCGACGUAACGUUUUUUACCUGGAGUUCUGGCAAUAGAACCAGAUAUUAAAAUGGAUAAUAAAGCUGUACACCAACCAAUGGUGACCGAUGAACCACAAAAUGAAGUUCAAAACUCAAACAUUCACCCAUUGUCUGAUCAUAUGAAUAUAAGUGUAGCGUUUAAGGAAAUAGUCUCCAAGGAUCCACCCAGGUAUACAAAAUUUAUCGAAGCUGUCAAUAAGACAUUUGAAGAAAUUAGUGAUUGUGUUGGUCCAGAAGAAUUUAAGAACAUAAUGGGUGAUAUAUCGUUUUUAAAAAGUAAAAGGAAUGUGACAAAUUUGUUGACUACAUUAAAAACUCAGAUCAAUAGCCUGAUGAGCAAGCAUUUUGAACAAAUUAUUGAGGAAGAAAAUCUAUCUGAACUAUUUACUAAAAAAAAUUCAUUAAAUGAGGAAGAAGCAAAAAAAUAUUACAUAGAUAACGAUUCUAUGGAAAUAAUAGAAUUAGAAGAGUCUUUGCAUCAACUUGAACUACAAAUUAUGGGUUUGGAAGAAACUAAUGAAGUAUUGUUCAAUCAAGGAAAGUUUAAUAAACAGCGGUUUGAUCAACUAUCAGAGAGGAUAACAAUGUUAAUAGACGAAUGUCAGACUAAAUACACUGAUUGUAUACAACAGACAGACUUAAUACGAGAAGAUUUCACCAACAUAUUGAAGGAUCCUUGAAUAUUGUAUAGUAUACACCUAUUUUUAAUUUAUGAUGUCACACUAGCGUUUAAGAAAUAUCAAAUUUUCAACUGACAACUUUCAUUGUGUUCAAUUGUAUUUAUCAUCUAAUUAUUUAAUUAUAAUGAUCAAUGGUUAAUAUUCUAAAUAUUGCUAGUAUACAUUUUAGUUUAAUAAUAACUGUAAGGUAAUUAGCUGUUAUUUUUAUUUUUAUGUUUUUCACAGCCGUACAACAAUUAUAAUAUUAAGUUGAAAAAAUAUGAAAACUUUCAUAAAUUGUUAAUUUAUUUUACUAUAAUAAUACAUAAUAUUAUAAUAAUAUAUUUUAAUAAUUUCUGAGUAAUCUUUGAAAAUAAAUUUUAACAUACAUGUACAUAAUACUUAAUUUCCAAACAACAAUUUAAUACAAUUUGAAAAUUAGAAAUAUAAUAUUUAAUGUUUACUUUAUCAAAAGGUUCAAAAAUCAAUAAUAAUGUCUAUGCAGUGUGUUUAAGGAUAUGUGAUUGGUAGAGAUUAAGCACUAGAAAAUAGAAAUUAACAGAAAAAUAAUGUUACAUUUUAAGUAAUACAUAACUUUUUUAUUUAUCACAAA